AUGAUGGAGAAGAUCCUGCUGUGUCUCUGCUUAUGUCUCUCAGGUCAGAAAACUCUCUUAUGUUGGUUUUUGACGAUGUCUUUUAAAAAUGUAUGGUGGUUUACGGGGUUGACCCUUUAAAUUUAUCGGCGGGGUUAAUAGAUAAGAAUAACUAAUAUUUACCCCAAUGAAAUCAAAUGUGGUUGCACAACUGUCAAACUGUCAAACAAUUACAGGCCACACCACAUGUUCAAAAAAUAUAUUUUUGUCAUUCUCACCUUUUUGGUAGGACAGUAGAUAAGAAGAAGAAGAAGAACAAGAACAAGAACUUUAUUAAUCCCCAAAGGGAAAUUCAAUUGUCUGACAUGUCAUUUGUCAUGUCUAAACUAAAAGUUAUCUACUAUUUACACAAGAGUUGUGAAGUCUAAUGGCUGUUGGUACAAAAGAUCUUCUGAAUCUUUCUGUCCUGCAGCAAAGAGAAAGGAGCCGUCCACCACCGUUGGCCCUUUGGUCCAUUAAGGUGUUGUGAAGUGGGUGAUCCAUGUUCUUUAGAAUAGUCUCCACCUUCCUCAGUGUAGAUCUCUCCACCACAUCCUCCACCGAGUCCAUCUUGAGUCCAACCACAGAGCCAGCCUUUUUCACCAGUUUGUUUAGACGUCUUGCAUCUUUGUGUUUGAUGCUUCCUCUCCAGCAGACUGCAGCGUAGAACAGAACUCUGUAGAUCUACACCACAGACUGAUAAAACAUCUGCAGCAUCUUACUACAGAUGUCUAUUGAUCGCAGUCUUCUCAGGCAAAAGAGGUGGCUCUGAUCCCUUUCUGUAGAUGAAGUCUAUAUUCUUAGACCAGCCCAAAUUACAGUUUUUCUCAGUCGCUUUGAUGCAUUUCUCACAUCACUAUUACUAUUACCAUUUGCACAACACUUGGUGCAUUUCUCAAAACAAUUACUACAAACUGCAAAGGCUAGUGGAUAACCUGCAAAAACGCGUCACUUGCUCAAAAUAAAUAGUUGAUUCCUUGAGGCAAGUAUUCAUGUCAAUGAAACUGUCUGUGUCAUCAAAAUAAUUAGUCCCAACAUCAUUGUUUAUGAACGAGACUGUCAAAUGGUUUUGUCAUAUUUUCAUCAUGACAGUUCACUCUCUCUGUGUUUUCCAACACAAAAAAGUCAGAUCUUGGUGAUACUACCUGAAAAUGCUCAAGACAGCACUAUACACUACCUGUACAGCCAUUUGAAGCAUGUCCAAGAGCAUUUGCAAUUUGUUCAGAGGAAUGAGAAACUGCUACGACGAUGUGCACAAAUGACUCCAUGUUAUGGAGGUUGAACUAAUAGUUAUGAGAACUUUCAUUCUGAUCUGAGAAAUGCACCAAAGUGACUGAGAAAAACUGUAAAAGAUUUCCAGUGGUCCUCAGAGAAGUUCCUUCUUAUACAGCGUUUAUCCGACCUGCUGAAGAAACCCAAACGAUGAAAAACUCGUACAAAAGCAAAAAAGGUGGGGGCAAGCCCUCAAAAUUCCAUGUCAUACCAUCAGACAGGAAGUAGUUUUUUUCUCAGCCAUGCAUGCUCCAAUCUGACCCAAACUCACCACACAUUACAGGGGUCAAGACCUAAACACAUACAUGUACUAAUAUCCCAGUCAUAGCGCCUCCUCGUGGCAGCAGUGAGCUUCUUUACAGCAGCAUGGCCUCCUGACUGUGAGUUGAAAAGUCUGAAAGUCCUUCUCCUCACAGGCUGGAACGUCUCCUCCUGCCUUCCCCGGCAGUACCACUAUGUGGCUGAUCCCAUGACCUGGACUGAAGCUCAGACCUUCUGCAGAAAGACUUACACAGACCUGGCCAGCAUUGGAAGUCCUGAGGAGAUGAAACAAGUCAACCACACAAUAACGUCUUCUGGUCUGAACUCAGAGGUCUGGAUCGGUCUGUACAAUCGAAUCAUCUGGAAGUGGUCCGACAGCUACACAGGAAGUGGAGCUGAAUACAGGAAGUGGUACCCUGGUCAGCCAAAUUUUUGGAACGCUAAAGUGUUUUGUGUCGGUUUUAGCAGAGAUGGAUGGGCUGAUGUAGGUUGCUACGGUGAAAAUACAUUUUUCUGUUACCAAGGUAAGAAUCACUCCAGACACGUCUAGUUCAUAAAGAGGAUUUCUUCAUUUCUCUGUAAAAGCUGAAGCUCUCCAUUUUCAAACUCUCCCUGCAGGAACACAACAGGACCCUGAGUAUGUGUUUGUCAAUCAGAAAAUGAAUUGGUCUGAUGCUCAGAGUUACUGCAGGGAGAACCACAUAGACCUGGCCAUUGUGAGGAACGACAAUGAGAACCAGAAGCUCAGCAGCAUUAAGUAUUCUGGAAAAUGGCCAUUUAUCGGUUUGUACAGAGAUCCUCUAUUUUACUGGUCUGAUGGGAGCAGCUUAUCAUUCACAUUCUGGGAUCUUGAAAGCUAUUUGGGCUCCAUGAAUGUGGUAUGUGGAGUGUCAGACCUGGAGCGUUCAGGAAAAUGGAGGUUUCUGCCCUGUGAGCGUAAACUCCCGUUUGUGUGCCACACCGCCUCUCAGCAAGGUGAGUGAGAACGACAUUUCAAUCCAGUAACUGAAGUUUAAAUGUACUCUACGACUUAAAGCAUCCAUGUUUAUUUCUGACUUUGGUUUUCUGCACAACAGUAAAGGUAAUAAGGCUGAGGAUGACCGGAAAGGACCCCUCUGUGGAUCUGAACGACCUCGCCGUGAAAGCAGACAUCCUCAAAAAGGCGAGUCUCCAAAUACCUUCUCUUAUGUUAGCUUUGAUUUGAUCUUGAGUAUAACAUGGAGUAUUUUAUUGUUCAGCCACAGCUCAUGAGUGAAAACAAUUUUCAUUUCUGUUUCCAGCUCCAGGACAGACUGAAGGAGAGUGGACUGAGUGGAGUCACCCUGAGGUGGAGAGAGCAGCCUGAUGGGAAAGUUUUCCACAAGGAGGAAGAAAGUUCUCAGAAGGAAAGCAGCAAAUGGACCCAAGUCUGCGACUAAAAUCAGGCUUUACCACAUCUGAUCUGAAAUGUAUGUUGUGAUAUGACUCUGUCUGAUACGAUAAUGACGAACUGAGAGGGAAAAUCUACUUUUGUUUUUGUUAUUCUCAUAAAACAGCUUCCUCCAAAAAUUAUCUUAAAAUUAUCAUAUAUUAAGUUAAAUUUUAACCCUUUAGUUAUUUGGUUACAUAGACAAAAAGGCCUCCAGCAGCCUGAACAGUGUCCCUAGUGGUUAAAAGGAGAACUGCUUUCUCCCAGAGGCUCUCAGAUUGGUAAAAGGCGCCAUCUGCUGGUAAAAAAGAUUUAAAAAACUAUAAUUUUGAAGCCUGGUGAGGAAGUUUAAUGCUUGUUUGAUGAUUUGAUCCUUGAUUAUUAUCACUCUUUCAUAUUGCAAUGUUAGGGCUUUGAAUAGUUUUUCAUUAGAAUUAUUUGAUCUGUUUUAACUUGUGUUGUUUUGUCACAUUUUCUACAAUAAAGACAAACAUAAUCUGCUAGUGGAGGUAAAGUGACAAGAAAGGUUAUGCCAACCCUUAAAGGUGGAGAGUAAACAGGUGGAGCUGCAGCUACAACAUCCAUUUCUCAUUUUAUAAGUAAUAUUGCUCCAAAAACAGGUUCCCUUUGUUUGUUCAGAGAAGCUCACAGGUCAGGUCACUGAGUGUAAGGAGGUGAAACAAGUUGAUGUUUCUUUUGCAUAUCCUUUGCAUGUUUCCUUCCUUCUUUGUAUCAAGCGGCAAUUACACACAGCUCAAUGAUUUUAGGUCAAUUCCUUCGAAAGGAACAUCCUGUGAGCUCUCAGCUGUGAUGGUCUGAAAAUAUAACCUGCGGUUCUGGUACCAUUUGGAGUGUUUUCCUGCAUCCUACAGCGACAGUAGACCUCAUACCUUAUUUCUUUAUAUCUGUGUCAAGUGUGUCAAUGACAUGUAUAUUUCUUCAAAUAAAAACUCAUAAAAGUUUUGGCUUUUGUCACUUUUUUAAAAUAAUUUCAACAACAAAAAAGGUCAGAAAUGGACAAUGAGAGACAUGAAGUUAAAUACAAGAGAUUAUGAGGGUGAUGGGAAAUAGGUGGGGAGACACGAUCAGGAUGUGGACGGAGCAGACUUAGAGAGAAGGCCAAGUGGCCCCAGCAAAUCCAGACCCUGACAUUUGCAUACAAUGCAAUGGUGCAUGAGACAACUGGAUACGCACCUUUCCACCUCAUGUUCGGUCGGGUUCCAAGGCUUCCCGUUGACGUUCAGACAAGUCCUGCACGAUCCAGUGGUUGUUGACUACGACAGUUAUGUCUCAAUGCUUAUGUCCCAUUUCCAUGAGGCUGCAGACAUUGCCCAAAGACAUGCCAUCAAGGAGCAGGACAAGCAAGCCAGAGGUAACAAUCGGAAAGUCAAGGGGACUUGCCUGAGCGUGGGAGACAGAGUACUCCUCGCCAACAAAGGAGAGAGGGGAAAGAAGAAACUUGUGGACAAGUGGGAACCGACAGUCUAUACUGUCAUGGACAGAAACCCACAAACUCAUGUCUUCAAGUUGGAGGAUGGCGAAGGGAAAACUAAGGUGGUGCAUCACAACCUUAUCCUGGACAUCAGCUUCCUGCCCAUAGGCUCGGCUGAGGGAGACGUGCCUGAACCUGAGGACUGUCUUGAUGAUUCAGAAGGGGAGUCUCAGGUGGGGGACCUCAAUGACUCUUUGGGGGAGGAGGAGGAGAGCAUGGAGGAUGGGGCGGUAGAUGCUGCCAGUCACCAAUCCUGUGACGACGUUGAUAUGGCUGAAGACCAGUCAGAUACAGCGUCUGUGAUUGACACGAGCAAUGCCCAGUCAUGUCCACGAGUUACAGUGCCAGCAGUCACCACAUUGUCCCGUCUCCUUGCCUUCCAUCUUAGUUGGUAUCUUCUCAGCUCCAUAUUGAAAAGUACCAAACCCCCAGACACAAACAGAGCAAUGUGGCAAACACACUUAUAGAGGAGGAACAAAACAGUCAUUUCAUUAACGUAUGGCCCGGCACAAGAGAGCCAACUCUUCUGGCCAGGACUCAGCUGUUCACUUACAUCUGAAUGAUACAGGACUUGUUGAACCAUUACAAUUUAUUUUUCCCCUCUUUAGACAACAGUCCAAACUAAUACUGAUUUCUCAAGACAACCCCAACAUGCUGAGCUCAAAGGUAAGGUCACUGAGCCUGAAGAGGUGUACAGGAGUGAUUUCAGAGAAAUGUUUCUUUUGUAUGUCUUUUGCAUGUUUCCUUCCUUCUUUGAAUUAAGCAACAAUUAAACACAGCUCAUUGAUUUUAGGUAAACUCCUUCACAGGGAACAUCCUGUCAUUUAACAUAUUCAGCUCUUUGAAAGUAUCACCUGCAGUUCUGAUACCAUGAGCCAUUUUCAGAGCUUUGACCUCUUAGUUCAGACUCAAAUAUCUACACUUCUUGAACUGAGAUUGGGAGAGAAAAAAAACAACAAACCCCAAUUCCAGUGAAGUUGGGACAAUGUGUAAAAACAUGUAAAUCCUUUUCCACCCAUAAUCAAUUUAAUUGCCAAAGACAAGAUAUAUUUUCUGUGGGUUACAUGACCUUUCCUUUCAACAACACUGACACAGCAUCCCAACUUCACUGGAGUUGGACUUUGUAGGUAUUGCUUUGGCUUUUAGUCGUCUGUUUUUCUUAUCCUAUCAGCAAACAUGUUUGUUGUUGAGGCAGGAAGUGCGGUGGAUUUGCAUGAUGAUCCCAGACAUAACUAAGGAGUGUCUUCUUAGUGCGACACACACUCCGUAGACCGCCACCAUGAUGGAGAAGAUCCUGCUGUGUCUCUGCUUAUGUCUCUCAGGUCAGAAAACUCUCUUAUGUUGGUUUUUGACGAUGUCUUUUAAAAAUAUGUGGUGGUUUACGGGGUUGACCUUUUAAAUUUACAGGCUGGAUUUAUGGAUAAGAAUAACUAAUAUUUACCCCAAUGAAAUCAAAUGUGGUUGCACAACUGUCAAACUGUCAAAUAAUUACAGGCCACACCACAUGUUCAAAAAAUAUAUUUUUGUCAUUCUCACCUUUUUGGUAGGACAGUAGAUAAGAAGAAGAACAAGAACAAGAACUUUAUCAAUCCCCAAAGGGAAAUUCAAUCGUCUGUCAUGUCAUUUGUCAUGUCUAAACUAAAAGUUAUCUACUAUUUACACAAGAGUUGUAAAGUCUGAUGGCUGUUGGUACAAAAGAUCUUCUGAAUCUUUCUGUCCUGCAGUGAAGAGAAAGGAGCCGUCCACCACCGUUGGCCCUUUGGUCCAUUAAGGUGUUGUGAAGUGGGUGAUCCAUGUUCUUUAGAAUAGUCUCCACCUUCCUCAGUGUAGAUCUCUCCACCACAUCCUCCACAGAGUCCAUCUUGAGUCCAACCACAGAGCCAGCCUUUUUCACCAGUUUGUUUAGACGUCUUGCAUCUUUGUGUUUGAUACUUCCUCUCCAGCAGACUGCAGCGUAGAACAGAACUCUGUAGAUCUACACCACAGACUGAUAAAACAUCUGCAGCAUCUUACUACAGAUGUUUAUUGAUCGGAGUCUUCUCAGGCAAAAGAGGUGGCUCUGCCCCUUUCUGUAGAUGAAGUCUAUAUUCUUAGACCAGCCCAAAUUACAGUUUUUCUCAGUCGCUUUGAUGCAUUUCUCACGUCACUAUUACUAUUACCAUUUGCACAACACUUGGUGCAUUUCUCAAAACAAUUACUACAAACUGCAAAACCUAGUGGAUAACCUGCAAAAACGCGUCACUUGCUCAAAAUAAAUAGUUGAUUCCUCAAGGCAAGUAUUCAUGUCAAUGAGACUGUCUGUGUCAUCAAAAUAAUUAGUCCCAACAUCAUUGUUUACGAACGAGACUGUCAAAUGGUUUUGUCAUAUUUUCAUCAUGACAGUUCACUCUCUCUGUGUUUUCCAAUGCAAAAAAGUCAGAUCUUGGUGAUACUACCUGAAAAUGCUUAAGAAAGCACUAUACACUACCUGUACAGCCAUUUGAAGCAUGUCCAAGAGCAUUUGCAAUUUGUUCAGAGGAAUGAGAAACUGCUACGACGAUGUGCACAAAUGACUCCAUGUUGUGGAGGUUGAACUAAUAGUUAUGAGAACUUUCAUUCUGAUCUGAGAAAUGCACCAAAGUGACUGAGAAAAACUGUAAAAGAUUUCCAGUGGUCCUCAGAGAAGUUCCUUCUCAUACAGCGUUUAUCCAACCUGCUGAAGAAACCCAAACAAUGAAAAACUCGCAAAAAGCAAAAAAGGCGGGGGCAAGCCCUCAAAAUUCCAUGUCAUACCAUCAGACAGGAAGUAGUUUUAUUUCUCAGCCAUGCAUGCUCCAAUCUGACCCAAACUCACCACACAUUACAGGGGUCAAGACCUGAACACAUUCAUGUACUAAUAUCCCAGUCACUGCACCUCCUGGUGGCAGCAGUGAGCUUCUUCAUGGCAGCAUAGCACUCCUGACUGUGAGUUGAAAAGUCUGAAAGUCCUUCUCCUCACAGGCUGGAACGUCUCCUCCUGCCUUCCCCGGCAGUACCACUAUGUGGCUGAUCCCAUGACCUGGACUGAAGCUCAGACCUUCUGCAGAAAGACUUACACAGACCUGGCCAGCAUUGGAAGUCCUGAGGAGAUGAAACAAGUCAGCCACACAGUAACGUCUUCUGGUCAGAACUCAGAGGUCUGGAUCGGUCUGUACAAUCGAAUCAUCUGGAAGUGGUCUGACAGCUACACAGGAAGUGGAGCUGAAUACAGGAAGUGGUACAUUAAUAACCCAAAUUUUUGGAACGCUGAACAGCUUUGUGGUGGUUUAUACAGAGAUGGAUGGGUUGAUGUAGGUUGCUUCUAUGAAGAGACAUUUUUCUGUUACCAAGGUAAGAAUCACUCCAGACACGUCCAGUUCAUAAAGAGGAUUUCUUCAUUUCUCUGUAAAAGCUGAAGCUCUCCAUUUUUCAAACUCUCCCUGCAGGAACACAACAGGACCCUGAGUAUGUGUUUGUCAAUCAGAAAAUGAAUUGGUCUGAUGCUCAGAGUUACUGCAGGGAGAACCACAUAGACCUGGCCAUUGUGAGGAACGACAAUGAGAACCAGCAGCUCAGCAGCAUUGAGUAUUCUGGAAAAUGGCCAUUUAUCGGUUUGUACAGAGAUCGUCACCUUUACUGGUCUGAUAGGAGCAGCUUGUCAUUCACAUUCUGGGAUCCGGUUGAAAGCUAUUUGGGCUCCAUGACUGUGGUAUGUGGAGUGUCAGACCUGGAGCGUUCAGGAAAAUGGAGGUUUCUGCCCUGUGAGCGUAAACUCCCGUUUGUGUGCCACACCGCCUCUCAGCAGGGUGAGUGAGAACGACAUUUCAAUCCAGUAACUGAAGUUUAAAUGUACUCUACGACUUAAAGCGUCCAUGUUUAUUUCUGACUUUGGUUUUCUGCACAACAGUAAAGGUAAUAAAGCUGAGGAUGACCGGAAAGGACCCCUCUGUGGAUCUGAACGACCUCGCCGUGAAAGCAGACAUCCUCAAAAAGGCGAGUCUCCAAAUACCUUCUCUUAUGUUAGCUUUGAUUUGAUCUUGAGUGUAACAUGGAGUAUUUUAUUCUUCAGCCACAGCUCAUGAGUGAAAACGAUUUUCAUUUCUGUUUCCAGCUCCAGGACAGACUGAAGGAGAGUGGACUGAGUGGAGUCACCCUGAGGUGGAGAGAGCAGCCUGAUGGGAAAGUUUUCCACAAGGAGGCAGAAAGUUCUCAGAAGGAAAGCAGCAAAUGGACCCAAGUCUGCGACUAA
Xyrichtys novacula (pearly razorfish) is the source of this 8697-nucleotide messenger RNA. Lineage: Eukaryota; Metazoa; Chordata; Actinopteri; Labriformes; Labridae. The record is from the annotation of a GenBank genome assembly.